Molecule: messenger RNA, 902 nt
Organism: Ilyonectria robusta
Lineage: Eukaryota; Fungi; Ascomycota; Sordariomycetes; Hypocreales; Nectriaceae
Exons: 1
Coding region: 49-534 (161 amino acids)
Source: RefSeq, a predicted model, not a curated record
GAGGAGGCAUCGGUCUCGCCACCAACUGUCGUGGUCGUGCCGGCAGAGAUGGCAGCGACCUCACCACCAAGCGACCUGGUUGCGUUGGUUGAGGAGGCAUCGAUGUCGCUGCCAAGUGACUUGGUUGUGCCAGCAGAGGAGGCAGCGACCUCACCACCAAGUGACCUGGUUGUGCCGGCUGAGGAGACAUCGACCUCGCUGCCAAGUGACUUGGUUGUUCCGGCUGAGGAGGCAUCAGCCUCGCUACCAAACGGCGUGGUCGUGCCGGCUGAGGAGGCAGGGAUCUUGCGAAUAGGUAACAUGAUGGCUCCGCAGGUGGCAGCGACCUCGCCAGCAAGUAGCGUGGUCUCGCUGCCAGAGGGGCCACGAGGGCUGAACGUUACGCUAUUAGGGGACGAUCCGCUAACGGAACCGGAUUUUGCGGAGUUCAACAGCUCUUCCAUCAACCCAAACUUAGCUCAAGAUACUGACGUAUCGCCGCCAAGUCAGUUCAGUGAACGUCGGAGGAUGCUAGAGAUUGGCUGGGCUACUUAGCCAUGGAUUGGGGGAUGGCCAAGCCUUUCUCAGGGAAAGUAUGGUGUGUCUAUCGUGCAACGGAUUGGGGGAUUACCGAGUCUUUCUCAACAGAACGUUUCGUUUGUCUUUGGUGUACCGGUUGGUGGGAUGGCCGGGUCUUUCUCUGGAGAACGUUUCGUUUGCCUAACGUGUAACGGUUGAUGGGAUGACCGAGUCUUUUUCAGAAGAACGGUUCGUUUGUCUAACGGGUAAUGGUUAAUGGGAUGACUGAGUCUUUCUCAGAAGAAGGUUUCGUUUGUCUAGCGGGUAAUGGUUGUUAGGAGGGCCGGGUCUUUCUCAGGAGAACAUUUCGUUUGUCUAACGUGUAAUGGUUGAUGGGAUGACCG